This is a messenger RNA of Lingula anatina, 1668 nucleotides long. Its product is annotated as 16 kDa calcium-binding protein. Gene Ontology annotation, molecular function: calcium ion binding. The record is from RefSeq and is a predicted model, not a curated record. NCBI's taxonomy places the organism in Eukaryota, Metazoa, Brachiopoda, Lingulata, Lingulida, Lingulidae.
AGAAAAAUGUAGACAUAAACUCAUCACUUCACCAUAGCGAAUAUAAUAUACAAUAUACAAUAGAAACACGUUGCUAUUACUCCACUCUCCCUCGGACAAAAUGGACAAGGAACAAUUUGAGGCAUUCUUUAAGGAGGCGGAUAGCGAUCAAAAUGGGACGCUGUCCUUAUGUGAACUGUGCGGCAUUCUGAGGAAAAAGGGCUACAGAGGCAAGGAUGAAGAAAUAAAGAAAUAUUUUGAAAGCGUCGACACAUCGGGGGACGGGCAGAUUUCUCUGGAGGAAUACAUGGUAGCUAUGGGCUUAGUGCCGCCUGUCCACCACAAGGCUGCGAUGUUUCGAGGUGUCUUCCAACAGUUUGACAAGAACGGAGACGGGAAGAUUGACAAGCACGAGCUGAAGGCUUGCCUGGCCGAGCUGGGACGGAAUUACACCGAGGAAGAGACCGCCAGGUGGCUGGCUCAAAUCGAAGAUAAGGACGGAGACACCGAGACCAUGAAUUACGAAGAGUUUAUUAAGGAGGUUUUCGGAGUCGACGUCUAAAAGUGUGUUCUUUUUUUUCAUGGAAAUCGAACACGGUGCAUAAUUCCAACCAAAUUCAUUAAUGACGUUUUUUUCUGGCUUUGAAAAUAUUGUGGAUUCAAAUAAAAAUUUGUUAUGGCCAGCUUCACAAUUUAAGUGUACCGUUUUUUUCUAUUUUUUGUAUGUUGUUACCUGUUUGUCUAAUUCAGUAACUUAUUUUUUGAUUAAUAUUUGUCAUGGGAAAUAAGUACGAUUCCUAAUUGUACGUUGCUCCUUCGUUGACAACAGACAUAAAACGUACAAAAAAACUUUGAAACUUUAACUUUAUAUAUGUAUCUUAUAUACAUGUAUUAGAGAAAACACACAGGUGGUGUGGGUAACAUCUUUGUGAUUUGGUAACUUAUAAGUUUAUUAAUUGACUUUUCUCGAUAUUGUAAGGUGACGGAAGUUUCGUUUCGCUGUAAAUAUUUAAAGAUUUAGUUUUGUUAUUUUAUUUAUUUCAUAUUAGAUGCAUUAGUUUUAUUUGGAAAGGGGUUUGUUUGUUAGCUACCGUUAUUUUUGUCGACAUUUCCAUUUUUAAUUCUUUGGAAUAUUUAUCCUGGGAAAUGAAUAUAGCCGGUUACUAGUGUUAGUGGGAAUGUUUUUGUAAUGUAUGUAAUUAGAUUCAAUAUAAUCUGCCGCUCAUUCUUAACAUAUCAAAUGUUGGAUCUUUCACCUAAAAUAUUUAUUAUUUCAAGUCUUCAUUGUGAAUAUAUUUUGAUACACUAGCGAUUUUAAGUAUUUCUAGUCUGCAUCGCUAUUGAUGUACGCAUAAUGCAAGCUCACGAAGAUGGAUCAAAUAUUUGUAUAUUUUCAUUUCUUAUUUAAUCAAACUAAAAUCAUUCCCUUUUUAUUGCGUUUUAAGAGGGUCUAUUUUAUGAAAAGCGUACUGCACUGAUGUGCUAUCGUUGUUGCCUUCAACUGUCUCCCUCAUACAUUGUGCCGGCAAUUCGGGGGAUUAUUGUAAGAAAAUAAAACAAUUGGAUUUUACAAAUGAUCGUUUAAACAAUGAAAAUUCAAAAAGUAUUGCUUGGCGAGAUUACUGUGCUGAAAAUAAAUAAAUCUUUACUCUGAAAAACUUAAGUUUUACUCCUCGAUUGAUGUCUAUG